Messenger RNA from Mollisia scopiformis, 1125 nucleotides. RefSeq lists its product as uncharacterized. The annotation marks the transcript as partial. The transcript has 2 exons. Gene Ontology annotation, cellular component: cyclin-dependent protein kinase holoenzyme complex; centrosome; nucleus. NCBI's taxonomy places the organism in Eukaryota, Fungi, Ascomycota, Leotiomycetes, Helotiales, Mollisiaceae. The record is from RefSeq and is a predicted model, not a curated record. Gene Ontology annotation, molecular function: cyclin-dependent protein serine/threonine kinase regulator activity. Gene Ontology annotation, biological process: regulation of cyclin-dependent protein serine/threonine kinase activity; mitotic cell cycle phase transition.
CAUCAACCUUGUGAGAGCUUCUUCGUUGAAGAUGCCUAUCCACAACGAAGCAGCGCGCACGAAUACGCAAAGAUAGUUGGUCGUCGGAAACAAGAAGCCAUGGCGAAUGAAUUGUCAAGACAGGCGUCCGAAGCUUACCUCGAGGACAUCAUCGGACAUAUGAAGCAUAUGGAGAAUGAAACCCUUCCUGACGUCGCCUCUAUUGACAUUCAGCAAGAGAUUCAGUGGUUUAUGAGACCGUACCUGAUCGACUUCCUCAUCGAAGCUCACGCUGCUUUUCAACUUCUCCCCGAGACGCUCUUCCUCGCCGUUAAUCUCCUGGACCGAUACUGCUCAAAGCGUGUCGUCUAUAAGAGACACUACCAACUGGUUGGAUGUGCUGCACUUCUAAUCGCUGCCAAGUAUGGUGACCGAAAGGAGAGAGUGCCAAUGAUUCGGGAGUUGAAAUCAAUGUGCUGUUCUCUCUAUGAUGAGGAUAUGUUCACGCAAAUGGAAUGGCACGUGUUGAAUACGUUGGAGUGGAUGAUCGGACACCCCACCGUCGACAGCUUCCUACAGAUUGCCUUCAAUGAUCGCCCGGCAUACGAGGAUCUCGAGGUCGAACAUAUGUCGUGGUACCUUUGCGAAAUUGCCAUGUACCACAAGGACUUUGUCUCGAGAAAGCCUUCCGUCAUGGCUCGUGCCUCGUUGGCCUUGGCUCGAAAUAUCCUUGGCCGACCUGAUCCCUUUGAUGGCAAGGACUUUGAAGUUAGCGAUGUUAUCGUCAAGCUCUACAGCAAAGUCCGAACCCCAUCCCAGGUCCUCUUCCGAAAGUAUGCAACACCCCACAUGUCACAAGUGGCCGGCAUCCUCGAGCAUACCGUUCAACAACAAGAAGCCAUGAACAGAAGAGCCAGCCCACCAACGCCACCAUGCGAGAUCAUGCAAAAGCCAAUCAAUACCGUCGACAUGUACCCCAACACUCCACAAAAGCAGCCAUACGGCAACGUGGUCAAUGGCUACCCAACGCCACCCAUCACUCCCGAGGGCGAGUAUUUCGUCAACGAAAACGAGAAGUAUCACCAAGCACCUCGAUGUCCGAUCACACCCACGCCAUCUGGAAACAACCCAUUUGUCCAUCAACAA